Molecule: messenger RNA, 312 nt
Organism: Encephalitozoon intestinalis ATCC 50506
Lineage: Eukaryota; Fungi; Microsporidia; Unikaryonidae
Exons: 1
Coding region: 1-312 (103 amino acids)
Source: RefSeq, a predicted model, not a curated record
AUGAAUACUCUCGGCUUUUUCUUAUCCGAAAACAAAGAAGUGGAUGUUUCAAGCCAAGAAGAUCGAUCAAAAAGAAGUAAACCAUCUUCUACCUGGGGUCUGGGGCUCUAUAAAAACUCCAAAAGAGAAGAAAGAUAUCACUGUGAAGGUUUGAUAGAGCCAGGCAGAGUAAAAUUCCUUAGAGAUUUCUAUGAAAAGAAUGUUUUUUGUAACAAAAGUGAAAGGGUGAAAAAGAAGUUUUAUAGUUUAAUUCCAAGUGUUCGAGAGAGAGUAAAAAUACUAGAAAACGCCAUAGCCAGGGAGGAGAUUUAA